Molecule: messenger RNA, 336 nt
Organism: Trachymyrmex cornetzi
Lineage: Eukaryota; Metazoa; Arthropoda; Insecta; Hymenoptera; Formicidae
Gene: mRpL33
Product: mitochondrial ribosomal protein L33
Exons: 3
Coding region: 142-336 (64 amino acids)
Biological process (GO): translation
Cellular component (GO): mitochondrion
Source: RefSeq, a predicted model, not a curated record
UGUGACUUGUACGAUUUCUAACCUCUUCUUUCAAGUUGACCAAAUCAAUUGUAUUGUUGUAUUUACUGUAAUCUUUUGACAUUCAUUCACAUAUACUGCACGUAGUUUUAAAGUUGCACUGAAAGAAAUUUUUGAAAUACCAUGUUCCUGACAAACAUGCUGUUGAAAAAGGCAAAGAGCAAGCAUGUCUUAGUCCUUACACAAAGUGUUGUAACCGGUCAUCGGUUAGUGCGUAUCAGAGAAAGAUUAGCUGAUAAAUUAGAAUUUACAUACUUUGAUCCUUUGAUUCAAAAGGUCACAUUGUACAAAGAAAAGAGAAAAUUAUGUAGCUUAUAA